This is a messenger RNA of Plasmopara halstedii, 879 nucleotides long. Its product is annotated as Molecular chaperone (DnaJ superfamily). The coding region runs from base 1 to 879 and encodes 292 amino acids. The record is from RefSeq and is a predicted model, not a curated record. Gene Ontology annotation, cellular component: nucleus; cytoplasm. Lineage: Eukaryota; Oomycota; Peronosporomycetes; Peronosporales; Peronosporaceae. Gene Ontology annotation, molecular function: heat shock protein binding. The transcript has 4 exons.
AUGGCGGCUGCGCUGAUACAUGCUGAAUUUGGUGACGACUGCGACCUCUACGCUGUCCUUUGUGUGGAGCGCUCGGCCGGAACGAGAGAUAUCACUCGAGCCUACCGAAAGCUCGCACUCAAAUAUCACCCCGAUAAACAGCGUGGUGAUGACGCAUCUCGUGCUAAAGCAACGGCCAAGUUUCAGGCAGUGAGUGCUAUUCAUUCUAUUUUGAGUGAUAAGGAGGCGCGCGCAGUGUAUGACGAGUCGGGAACAAUUUUAGCAGAUGCCUCUGACGAGAAGUCUCCUUCUUUUCAGACGUGGUCGCAAUAUUUUGCACGUGUGUUUCCAAAAGUGACAAAGGAAAAAAUCACAGAGUUCGAAGAAGAGUACCGCUUUUCUGAAGAAGAGAGACGCGAUGUGCUGAUUGCCUACACUAAGUAUGAGGGCGAGAUGCAGCACGUCAUGGACACGAUUAUGCUUUCGAUUGAUGACGAUGAAAAUCGCUUCGUCGAGAUGAUUCAGAAGGCCAUUGAGGACAAAGAGGUGAAAAAUUUUCCGGCAUGGAAAAAGUAUAUAAGAAAUCAAUCGAAAAAGAAAGAGCGAAAAUUGACAUUAGCCGAACAGAAGCGUAAAAUUGCAAAGCGCGAAAAAGAAGCUCGUGCAGCAGAAGAUCUUUUCAACAAGAUUCGUGGCAAGCACAUCGAUCGGUCACAGUGUAGCACCGCACUAAGUACGGAAAGAAAGCGUGGGUUUGAAUUGCUACUGGGAAGCUUAGAGGCCAAAUACGCUGAAAAGGGAAAGAAGUCUAAGCGUAAAUCUGAGCCCAGCGAAGAGGAAUUCAAAGCUGCUCAAACGAGGCUAAACGGCAACAGCAAAAGAAGUGAGGCGAGCAAAUAA